Molecule: messenger RNA, 2834 nt
Organism: Erinaceus europaeus (western European hedgehog)
Lineage: Eukaryota; Metazoa; Chordata; Mammalia; Eulipotyphla; Erinaceidae
Product: acyl-CoA 6-desaturase
Exons: 12
Coding region: 37-1371 (444 amino acids)
Biological process (GO): lipid metabolic process
Cellular component (GO): membrane
Molecular function (GO): oxidoreductase activity, acting on paired donors, with oxidation of a pair of donors resulting in the reduction of molecular oxygen to two molecules of water
Source: RefSeq, a predicted model, not a curated record
GAGGGUCUGGGCGGCACUCGCCAGCAGCCGGCAGCAAUGGGCAAAGGCGGCAACCAGGGCGAGGGGGCUACCGAGCACGAGGCGCCCGCGCCCACCUUCACCUGGGAGGAGAUCCAGAAGCACAACGUGCUCCACGACAGGUGGCUCGUCGUCGACCGUAAGGUCUACAACAUCACCAAGUGGGCCAACCGGCACCCGGGGGGCCGGCGGGUCAUCGGGCACUAUGCGGGGGAAGAUGCCACGGAUGCCUUCCGAGCCUUCCACCCUGACCUCAACUUGGUGCGCAAGUUCUUGAAGCCCCUGCUGGUUGGGGAGCUGGCCCCAGGGGAGCCGGGUCAGGACCACAACAAGAAUGCCCAGCUCACUGAGGACUUCCGGGCCCUGCGCAAAACAGCGGAGGACAUGAAGCUGUUCAAGACCAACCACCUGUUCUUCCUGCUGUACCUGACACACAUCAUCGUCAUGGAGACCAUCGCCUGGCUCAUCCUCCGUUACUUUGGCACCGGCUGGGUCCCCACCCUCCUCACGGGCUUCAUCCUCACUACCUCUCAGGCCCAGGCCGGGUGGCUGCAGCAUGACUACGGCCACCUCUCUGUCUACAAGAAGUCCCUGUGGAACCACCUCGUCCACAAGUUCAUCAUUGGCCACUUAAAGGGUGCCUCAGCCAACUGGUGGAACCACCGCCACUUCCAGCACCAUGCCAAGCCUAACAUCUUUCAAAAGGACCCAGAUGUCAACAUGCUACAUGUGUUUGUCCUGGGCAAGUGGCAGCCCGUCGAGUACGGCAAGAAGAAGCUGAAAUACCUGCCCUACAACCACCAGCACGAGUACUUCUUCCUGAUUGGGCCCCCGCUGCUCAUCCCCAUGUAUUUCCAGUACCAGAUCAUCAUGACCAUGAUCACUCGCAGAGACUGGGUGGAUCUGGCCUGGGCCUUGAGUUACUACAUCCGCUUCUUCUCCACCUAUGUGCCCUUCUUCGGCGUCCUGGGGGCCGUGCUCUUCCUCAACUUCAUCAGGUUCCUCGAGAGCCACUGGUUCGUGUGGGUGACACAGAUGAACCACAUCCCCAUGGAGAUCAACCAGGAGAAGCACCAGGACUGGUUGAGCAGCCAGCUGGCGGCCACCUGCAACGUGGAACAAUCCUUCUUCAACGACUGGUUCAGUGGCCACCUCAACUUCCAGAUUGAGCACCACCUCUUCCCCACCAUGCCACGGCACAACUUCCACAAGGUCGCCCCCCUGGUGAGAUCCCUGUGUGCCAAGCAUGGCAUCGAGUACCAGGAGAAACCGCUGCUGAGGGCACUGCAGGACAUUGUCAGGUCCCUGAAGGAGUCUGGGGAGCUGUGGCUGGACGCCUACCUCCACAAGUGAAGCUGCUGCUUCCGGGGGACCACGGGGAAGGGGGAGCAGGUGGGGGUGAUGGCCAGUGGGUGGGUGGGGUUUUGUUCUGAGGGGUGUGACUUCUGUUCCCCUUCUCGCCUGUCUUCUUCCUCCAGUCUCCUCCUUCCAUCCUCUCUGCCUUUAAAGACCAGGGCUCCACAGACCUGGCCUGUGACCUCCCCAUCCUCCACCCCAGCAGCCGGCACCAAGCCUCACAUACCCUCGUUUCUCCCUCAGAAGCUCUUGAAGGCCUCAGGGCAAGAUGGCUCCUGGCCCAUCAGGCACCUUCCUCUAUAACCUCCAGGAAACCCCACCUGUGGUGCUGGCUCAGACCUGGGGUCCCAAGACCCUCCUCCAGUUCAUAUCCACCCACCCCUUUCUCCCCAACUCCAGCCUGUGUGAUCUUGGGGGCAAGGAGCCUGAGGACACCCCAGACAAGUGGGCCCAGCUGGGACUGGCUCAGCCUCACUCCCUUUCCCCAACUCAGAUGUUUGUCUUUUUUUUUUUUUUUUAUUGUUGUUAUUUUUUUUUUUCAGAGAGAAAUGGAGAGAGGAGGGGGAGAGAAAGAUAGCCACCUGCAGACCUGCUUCACCGCCUGUGAAGUGACUCCCCUGCAGGUGGGGAGCCGGGGGCUCGAACUGGGAUCCUUCAGCCAGUCCUUGCGCUUUGCACCACGUGCGCUUAACCUGCUACACUACUGCCCGACUCCCACAGAUGUUUGUCUUGACAGACAGGAGGCCUGAGACCCAGACCCACACACACCCCCCCAACUUCAGCAGCACCUGGGGCGGGGGUCCCUGGCCACCUGGCCCCACACCAGCCUCUGGGCUCAGGAGGGUGCCAUGUUGGCGUGGCCUGUGUGUACACGUACUGCCUUCCACUCUUUAGCAGCUUUUACUGAUUUUUUUUUUUUUCUCCUUUAACCUUUUAAUACUGGGGACACUCUUUCCAGGGUGGCAGCAAGGCUGGGCCUUGUGGCAAUCUUUUCCCCCUGAAAAGCCCUUGAGGGGUGGGGUCCCAGGCCCCCAAACCUGCAGGGGACUGAGUGGCAUUGUGGGGAGGUGGAGGAGUGAGGGAGGAGGUGUUCUGAGGAGCUGGAGUGGAGGAGGGGCCCUGAGGAGUGGGGCCUGAGGCUGAGUUCUGGGCUGGAGGCCAGGAGGCUGAGGAGGCCAGAAAGUGAGGGGAGGGACCCCAGCGAGAGCAGCUAGAAGUCUAACGCACUAACCAACGCUUAGUUUGGGGGAGGGCAAAGUAGGAACAGCUUGGAGUGGGGGAAAGUCUGGGAGAGGGCACGUUUGAUCCCCCAGCUCUGGCUGUCAUGGGGGGAGGGGUUGCGGGGGCAGUUCCUAGUGCGACCCUACCUCCCCUGCUGCUAUGCUUCCCCACCUCUGUGUUUUUGGGGAGGUUUUUCUUUGUUUUUGGAAAUAAAAGAAACAGUUUUAUUCUCCUGUGUA